AUGGCCGAUAUAGUGUAUUCAUAAUAUGCGGAGGAAUAAGCACGUGCCAACCCACAACAUACAGACGCCUUACUUUCGUUUUGUUGAAUGAAUGAUGGUGAUAUUAAAGGCGGACUGAAGUUUAUACGGUUCAUUAAUUAAAGUGGAUAUUUGAAAAUACCCUAUGUGGGAAAACUUUUAAUUAUCAAUGUUUGUGUAAUAUUACAUAUAGGAUCAUACAGUGUAUAACAUGCUUUGAUUUAAACAUGUUGUCCUGGAUUGGUGACAAAAGUAUUUACUGACAGUGUAGGUGAUAUAUUUAUAAAAUCAGUAAGAAAUAGAGGGACUGUUUAUAUCAGUGACGUUGAGAUUAUUUAUCUGUGGUAAAUUUUUUUAAUUUGUGGUAAUUUUAGUAACAGUCCUCAUCAUGAUAAUAUAACAACUAGCUUAUAUAGACCUGUAUGCUGUAAAUGUGUCCAAAAAUGAGUACACACAUAUUAGUGACAAUUAAGAUACAAUAUUUUAUUUAAUUGUGUCUGAAAAAGAGUACACAUAUAUUAGUGAAAAUUUAGAUACAAUAUUUAAUUUUUGGAUUAAUAUUUCACAACAUUAUUUGAGUACAUUAGCUGUUAUCUGAUAGUAUAAGCUAGAUUUAAAACAGAAAAUGCCUCUAAGAACGCCGGAACAAAGUCUCGAGAAAGCUGGAGAGUCAUCACCGCUACUGUCAAGCGGGUCACCGAUAGAGAAUGAAACCGCGAUAGGUGACUUGCAGCCAGAAGAUUCUGUGAAUACAGUGCCAGCUGAUAGACAGAUAUCAUGUCCUGAUGAAUCAAGCAAGAAGGAUAUGGAGUACCAUUUACUGACAGCUUCUGGGAGUCAUAUUGUAGUGAAAUCUGAUAUACCUACAGAUGCUUUAGGAGCAACAACAACAAAUAUGGAGUGUCUGAUGCAUCUGCUAAAAGGAAUGAUAGGCACUGGAAUACUUGCUAUGCCAGUUGCAUACAAAAAUGGAGGACUUUUGGCUAUCUGGCAAAAAUGUAUCAUGCAAUCCAUUGCAUUGUUUAUGAUGCCAGUAUCUGGCAAAAAUGUGAGUCUGGCAGUUGUGUCUAUUAUUGGUAUCAUUUGUACACACUGUAUGCAUAUACUGGUACUGUCUGGUAAUGAGCUUUGUAGGAGAACCCAAAACUCUCAUUUAGACUAUGCCAGUGUGAUGGAAAAGGCAUUUGAAACCAGAGAAGAUAGGUUGAAAAAUUGGAGUAAAUUUGCAAGAAAUCUUGUAAAUGCCUUCUUGAUCAUCACUCAGUAUGGCUUUUGUUGUGUUUACACAGUGUUUGUUGCUCAAAACAUAAAACAAGUUGCUGAGUAUAAAGAUACUCAAUCACUACAUGCACUAGAUCCGAAGAUAUACAUCAUCAUCGUAUCAGCAUUCCUUAUACCAUAUGUGAUGGUGAAAAGUUUGAAAGCUCUUGCACCAUUCUCGACCUUCGCUAACUUGCUCAACUUUGUAGGACUAACAUUGAUCAUUGUCAACUUACUACAGGGACUUCAUGAUAUAAAAGAACGGGCUUCUGUUGGAGAACUGAAAACAAUUCCCUUGUUCUUCGGUCAGGCAAUAUUUGCAUUUGAAGGAAUAGGACUGGUCCUUCCAUUACACAAUAAGAUGGCAGACAAACCAGCAUUUCUGGGAAAAGCUGGAGUAUUGAAUCUAGGGCUAACAAUAACAAUUGCACUAUAUAAUGCUGUGGGUUUCUAUGGUUACCUGAAGUUUGGAGAUGAAACAAGAGGCAGUGUAACCUUAAAUUUACCCAAUGAUGAUUGGUUGUAUUUAUCAGUGAAGCUGAUGUUUGCAGUAUCAUUGUUUAUCUCUUACGGUCUACAGUUCUAUGUACCUAUCAACAUUAUAUGGCCAUUUAUAUUGGAGAAAGCGGAACAAAGAGGAAAAGAAGUGCCAAAAAUUGCUGAAUAUUUUUUUCGAAUCGGUUUAGUUGUUUUCACAUGUGGAUUAUCUGCUCUUGUACCACAUCUUGAUCUUCUGAUAUCACUUAUAGGAGCAUUUGCCAGCUCAUUCCUGGCUCUGAUUCUUCCAGCAGUCAUAGAUCUGGUCACAUUUCCAGCCAAUAAACUUAUAUGUUUUAAAAACUGGUUCAUUAUAGUGAUGGGCCUGGUUGGAUUUGCCACAGGCACUUAUUCCUCACUUGUUGAAAUAGCUAAAACAUUUUAAUCUUUUACCUGCUCUGAUUUUAGUUAUAACGGACUUCUACUACUUUGAUUUUGCCGCGCAAUUUGUGUUGCUAAUGUUGAAGGACAUUCCAAUAUUGAAACCAUACGCUUUGUGUAAUGUGGUGACGAACCAGUUGUAAAAUAUUCAGGGAUAUUAUGAUCUUAUUCACCGAAACAAGCAACUAUUUGUCAUAUAUCCAGAGUCUAAUAAGAUUACACUGUUAUAUAAACUUGCCAGAUUCUGUACCAGGUAGCAUAUUGAUCUUGCUAAUAUUGUUGUUACUGCUUAAGAUCUCGCUUGUAUUCCAUUUCAUAUGUACUUUAUAAUGCUGAAUAACUUUAUUAUUGCUGUGCUAAGGUUUACAUAUCUUUCUUAGACUAGAUAUGAAUAUUUUACCAUAUGUUGACCAUGAAAAUUGUUUUAGUUUAUAACAUUAUAUAUUGUGUAUGUUAUUGCAUGUUAUCUAUUUUAUGCCACACUUUUAUAUUUUUAUAUAGUAGAGUUAUUUUUACCCAUGUCUUAUGUAAGAUAUCUAAGGAGACUCCACUGCCUUGUCGAGACUGAAAAUAUUUUUCCGAGAUUUGUGUACCAUUUGAUGAUGGUCUGAACCAAUAACUUGUGUGCUAAAUUUCAGGUCAUUCCCUUACCCUGUGUUUCCACAAUAAUCAUUUUAAUUGCGCAAAUUGACCCAAACAUUGAAAGCGUUGCAACUCUUUUCACUCCAAUUUUGCUAAAAGUCUUGCAAAAAAAACUUGAUGUUCAAUUUAAUUCUUAUUAUAUUUCUUUGUUCUCCUUAGCAUAAAUUUCCAUUUUAAGUGCUUCAUUUGAUAUUUUUCAGAUUUUCAAAUUUUUUGUUGUUAGGCCUUUUGACCUCAGUGGAGUUCCUUUAAAUUAACAAAGUAAUGUUUUAGAGCUAUAGGUGUGUGGAGAAUGACACUUUUAUUUAGCUUGACUGUAACUGGUAAAAUGUCUGUGAUAUAAAAUUAUUUUAGUGAUAACGUUAUCAUGCCUAUACUGUAGCAAUUAAUUUGAAUUUGUGAAUGAGUCAUUUUUGUUUUACUUUAAAUUUGCUUUUUGUUUAGAAUGAUUUAUAUAAAAACUGGACAAUAUUUAUAAAGCUGUAUUAAAAGUUGUUAGAUAACGAUGAUUACUUUGCACAUGACAUGUAGAAAGUUGAUAUUUUCCUAACUGAUAAAAUAGGUAAAAAUUCCCAAUUAAACCUUGAAAAUGUGAAUCUUAAUCUUAUCCCAAUUAGCUAGACUAUAUGCUUGCUUAUGAAAACCACAAUCUUUUAUGCUUAUUUUCAUCAGGCUAAAACUAAUUGUUUUAAAAUGUUUUGUUAAAAUUUCCCAAUUUAACUGGUUACUUAAUGAUAUUUUCCAAAUUUUGAAGGUACAUGCAUUUUAGAGAAAAAGAAAGUAAAAAAAAAAUCACUUGAUGUACAAGUUUAAAUUCUUCUUUACACAUCUUUUACGUUAUUGUUGAUGAGCGUAUAUGAACAUGACUUCUAUGUUGCAAUUUGUCUUUACACUUUCUUUGCUUGACAAAUGUUUACACUUAUAUUAAAUUGUAUAGUUGUUACAUAUUGAAUAUAUUUCACCAUAUAAAUUCCUUGUAUAUUAUUUAUAUUAUCUUAAAUACUGCAUGACAUGUUAAAAACUUACAGUGUUACUAGUAAUUGUUAUUUGAGCCGUGCCAUGACAAAACCAACAUAAUGGGUUUGCGACCAGCAUGGAUCCAGACCAGCCUGCGCAUCCGCGCAGUCUGAUCAGGAUCCAUACUGUUCGCUAUCAGUGUCUCUACUUGUUAUAGGGUUUGUGAGCGAAAAGCAUGGAUCCUGAUCAGUCUGCGCGGAUGCGCAGCUCAUUUAUAGAGAUAUAAGAAAUAUACAUUCUUCAUCAGUUGUUAUAUUUUAAGCUCCCCAAAAGGUGAGCAUAAUAUACACCACCUUGUUAAUCAGUAGGUCACACAGGUCACUGUCCUCAAGGUCACCUUUGCAGAAAAUAAAUUAUACAGUAAAAACUCGCUAAUGAGACCAAUGAAGGGACUUUACAAAUCUGGUCUUAAUAGCGGGUUGGUCUCAUUAAUGAGUUUGGUCAAACAGAAAAUCAGGCAAUAUAUGUACUUACUUACACAGCCUUUAUUUAUUGACCGAUUUGCAUAGAAAUACCUUGACAAAUUUGCAGUAUUUUGAAGCAUCUGUCAGCUUUAGUGAUAUUCUUUUUGUUAUAUAAUAUACCAAACUGUGAUAUCUUGAUUCUGAUAUUUUAUGGGUAAAUGUAGAUUGUUUGAUAUGGACAUUUAUUCUGAUAUUAAUUUGCAUACAUUUUCUUUUAUGAUUCAACAAAGUAACACAUUUGAGCCGCGUCAUGACAAAACCAACGUAAUGCAUUUGCGACCAGCAUGGAUCCAGACCAGCCUGCGCAUCCGCGCCGUCUGAUCAGGAUCCAUGCUGUUCGCUUACCAACUCUUUUACAAGUAGAGAAACUGAUAGCGAACAGCAUGGAUCCUGAUCAGACUGCGCGGAUGGCAGGCUGGUCUGGAUCCAUGCUGGUCGCAAACGCACUAUGUUGGUUUUGUCGUGACGCGUCUCAAAUGUUAAAUACAUUUCGAUGAAUUCCACAUAUCAAUUCUUUCAACUUGACAUAUUGACCUUUGGUAUCUGCUUAAAUUUAGACAUGUAAAUAUUAUGUUAUGACAUGUUUGGCUGUUAAUAACUUUUAUUAAGAUCAACUUUCUGGAGAAUCUCAUUGAUAGGCGGAAGUGAAAAUGCUAUUUAAAGCAAAAAUGCUAUUAUAUGGGUUUUUGCACCUAAAAAUAGGUACAUUUUAUUUGUGUAGAUACCUGAAAUACUGCUCAAAUGAAUUCAUACCACACUUUUCUACCUUUCAAUAUAUUUGAUUUACCUUUUAUGCAAGCUUGUCAUUAUGUUUCUCUUAGUUUUAACAUGGUCUUUUGUAGCUCACCUUAGCACAAGGUGCUGAAAGUGAUCACCUUUUUUCUGUUAUUAUAACUCCACACUUUGUUUGGUGUUGAAGAUACUAUUUGUAUCCCUGUAAGUAGUUAGUAUUGUCAAAUAAUCUCUUUCAGUAUAGAGAUUAUUUAGAGCAUUUUUAAGAAUAUAUAUUAAAAAUUGCCAUUAUAUGUAAACAUUCUUUAAUUAUCAUUGAUAUUUUUUGCGUUUUACUAGGUAACAAUGAUAUUUUAGUAGUUUAUAUGAAGCAUUCAAUGAUAAAUUAAAGAUUAAACUGUUGAUAUUA
Ruditapes philippinarum (Manila clam) is the source of this 5460-nucleotide messenger RNA. RefSeq names its product proton-coupled amino acid transporter 1-like. The coding region runs from base 644 to 2200 and encodes 518 amino acids. Gene Ontology annotation, cellular component: vacuolar membrane. The record is from RefSeq and is a predicted model, not a curated record. Gene Ontology annotation, molecular function: amino acid transmembrane transporter activity. The transcript has 11 exons. Lineage: Eukaryota; Metazoa; Mollusca; Bivalvia; Venerida; Veneridae. Gene Ontology annotation, biological process: amino acid transmembrane transport.